AUGCUGGAAAACAGGCACACCAAACCAGCGGCCAAACUAGGGAAGCGAUACGGUAAAAUCAUGCAGAACGAACUGGCUAGAGCGGCACAAGAUAUAAACGGUGUACCCAACCCAGCAGAUGUAUCUCCGGAUACCAGAUGGAGCCAUAUCAAGGCUGGACAACUCCUAGUCACGGACAGAUGCGUUUGGUUCUGGCCUGGCGAAGGCUUGGGGUCCACACCCGCAAUGGGUAACUUAGCACCGACCAUGGCUUUUGGGUGCGGCUUUAUCCACCGCUUUGACUACAUGCGUCGCCAUUCCGGACCAGAUUGGGGAACGCACCCCUGUCUCACCUACAAGGUGUUUUAA
Messenger RNA from Echinostoma caproni, 348 nucleotides. The record is from the annotation of a GenBank genome assembly. NCBI's taxonomy places the organism in Eukaryota, Metazoa, Platyhelminthes, Trematoda, Plagiorchiida, Echinostomatidae.